AUGGCCGGAGUCUUGGAGAAUCAAUCAGGCCACUCGAGUGCAGAUAACUCGAGUGCAGAUAGCUCGACUGGCGAUUUGGCUCACACUGACAAAAAUGGAGCCACGGUGCUUUUCAACGAACAAACCAAUUAUGUACCUAGGCGCACCAUUAUCACGAUCUUUCUGGCGUGCUCCAGUGUUGACUUGUUGGCUUUGAUGGACCAGACGAUGCUGGCGUCUAGUUUGUCUAUUAUUGGAAAUGCUUUGGGGGCGAGUGAUCAGACUUCAUGGAUUUCUGGAGGUUAUUUUGUUACAUCGACUUGUUUCCAGCUACUUUAUGGAAGACUGUCGGAUAUCUGGUCGCGCAAAAUUGUACUUUUCGUCGGCCUUGGGAUCUUCUUUAUUGGAUCGCUAGUUGCGUCUCUUGCGCAAAAUGCCACACAACUCAUCGUUUUUCGGGCCUUAACCGGUGUCGGGGGCGGCGGGUUAGUGACCGUCGCGCAGUUGAUCGUCAGUGAUAUUGUUCCUCUCCGUGAGCGAGGGAAGUACCAGGGUAUUCUUGGUGCUGUGGUCGCUAUUGCCAACGGUAUCGGUCCUGUCAUCGGCGGAGCUCUGGCUUCAAUAUCGCAGGACUCAUGGCGAUGGAUCUUCCGAUUGAACCUGCCUUUGACGGUGAUCACAACCCUGUCAGUGCUUUUCUACAUGCCUUUGCGAAAAGUGGAAGGGGAUUGGAAGCUGAAAUUGAAGGCCAUUGAUUUCUUCGGGGCAUUGCUGGCUCUGGGAGGUACUUCAGUUCUACUGCUGGGUUUGAACUGGGGUGGUGGCGAGUACCAAUGGGACUCGGCACAUGUCAUUGCGACUCUUGUAGUUGGAUUCGCUAUUUCGGUGGCUUUUGUUGCCUGGCAAUGGAAAGGUGCUCGUAUUCCACUGGUGCCGGUACACAUCUUUAAGGGAAGAAUCGUCAAUGGUGCCUGUCUCACUAUGUUCAUCAACGGAUGGAACUUCUUGGUUCAGAUUUACUACAUUCCCACCUUCUAUCAGCUGGUGUUCGGUUAUUCGACGGUGAAAGCAGGUGCUAUGCUGCUUCCAAUUACACUGAUGCAAACGGUCAGUAGCACCGGUUCUGGCCUCAUCGUCCACUGGGUCGGUCGUUAUCGCGAAUCCAUUUUAUUUGGUUGGAUCAUUUGGGCCGUCGGACUCGGCCUCUUCUCUACACUUGAUCAAUCGUCUGGGAUUGGAAAACAGAUUGGUUAUGGGCUCUUAACCGGCGUGGGUGUUGGGAACACGCUACAGCCAUCCCUGAUUGCCGUUCAAGCUGGCGUCGAGCGACGAGAUAUGGCGGUGGUCACAUCCUUCCGCAACUUUGUGCGAAAUCUCGGUGGCACACUCGGUCUCGCGAUCGCCGGAACGAUCAUUAACAAUAUCGUUUCAUCAUCUAUCUCAACUCUCGAUCUCUCUGCAUCUGAAUCUCGCUCUCUGCUUUCCAGUCCGCAGACCUACUUAUCCAAACAAUCCGGUGAAGACGCCAAUCAUAUCCGCAGUGUCCUCAUCCCUGCAUAUCAGAAAGGAUUCCGUAUUAUCUUCAUCAUUGGCGCGUCGUUAGCAGCUCUCGCUUUCUUCUUGGCAUGUGGAUUGAUGCCCCAGCUCGGGUUGAAGCGAGCAGACGAUGACGCUUUGAAGAAGGAAGGAGAGAAGCAGAAUAAUGGUGAACUGGAUGAGGAGAAGCAAGGAUAA
Penicillium atrosanguineum is the source of this 1713-nucleotide messenger RNA. RefSeq names its product MDR family MFS transporter. Lineage: Eukaryota; Fungi; Ascomycota; Eurotiomycetes; Eurotiales; Aspergillaceae. The transcript is spliced from 6 exons. The record is from RefSeq and is a predicted model, not a curated record. Gene Ontology annotation, molecular function: transmembrane transporter activity. Gene Ontology annotation, biological process: transmembrane transport. The coding region runs from base 1 to 1713 and encodes 570 amino acids.